AUGAAGUUUAUGCCUUGCUAUGAUGGCCCUUACACAAUUAUCGACAUCAACAAGGACCAUUCCACCAUCACACUCGACCUUCCGAAUUCCCCCAACAUCUUUCCUAUUUUCCACACAUCUGAAAUCCUUCUGUACACUGAAUCUGAUAUGUCUCUUUUCCCCUUGCGCCAUCUUGAAGAACCCCCACCCAUUAUCGCCAACAACAGACACAAAGAAUAUUUGAUUGACAAAAUAUUGGACACACAUUGA
Molecule: messenger RNA, 249 nt
Organism: Laccaria bicolor S238N-H82
Lineage: Eukaryota; Fungi; Basidiomycota; Agaricomycetes; Agaricales; Hydnangiaceae
Exons: 1
Coding region: 1-249 (82 amino acids)
Source: RefSeq, a predicted model, not a curated record